CUUUAGUAAUAAUUGUUACCUAGUCACCGUUUUCAUUUCCGUUUCACUGCAAGUAGUGCACGCAAUUCUUAAACUUCAUACAAAUUUGUAUUAAUUACGAUAAAAAGAUAUUUCUUCUUUAUCUGUGCCAGUUUGAAUUCUUAGCUAUUUUUCAAUAUUUUUUAUCUUCGGUUUUUAUUCUUUGUGAACUCGUGAAUUGGCUUUUCACGGUUUGUUGAAUACCGGUAUAUAGUCAGCAAUCAAUGUCAGUUCCGUAAUUGUAAAGUGAAGUGCAAUCUGGAAAAAACCUUGAAUCAAUUUCAAUUAGACAUUUCUCACCAUGAUUAAAGUAAUCUCAAUUGUAGUAGCAAUAGCUGCGGUGGCGAUUGCCGAGGAAUUGAAUGCUGUGGUUUUGUUGGUACCAAAUGAUGUCGCCAAAAAUAAUGUCACUGGAAAGCUACUUAUUACACAAAGCGUUGCGAAUGGACCAGUAACAAUAACGGGGACCGCUGUGGGUCUUGAUCCUGGUCUUCACGGAUUCCACGUUCAUGAAAAAGGAGAUCUAAGUGGAGGUUGUGCAUCCACUGGAAAACAUUUUAAUCCUGACAAAGUUAGUCAUGGAGCACCAGAAGAUACCGUACGACAUGUAGGAGAUCUUGGUAACAUUAAAGCCGACGAAAAGGGCAUCGCAAGCAUAAACAUAACCGACAAUAUAAUUUCUUUGUGUGGACCAAACAGCAUUAUCGGUCGUUCUUUCGUAAUCCACGAAAAGAAGGAUGACCUUGGAAAAGGCAAUACCACACUCUCUUUGGAAACUGGUGAUGCUGGAAAUCGUUUGGCUUGUGGAUUAGUGGGAAUUCUGUAGGUUAUCGUUCCAUGAUAACCCAGUGGGUCCAAAAUUCGCAAAAACGUCAUUAAAACGUUUUAAAAACGUAUGUUAGACUCCAGAACGUUAUAAAAACGUCUAACGUUCUAUAUGAAAAUUCUCGAAACAUCCUUAAAACACUGGAUGUUAUUAGAACGUAUUUUCCAUAAAAGCAGCUAUACAAGAAAUGUUAAUUACGUUUUUUGACCUUUAUUACCAAAAAUGUUUUUAGGACGUUCUUUGUUUUUGCCCACUGGAAUUGUAAUGUGUGUUUAUUUGUGUAUUGUGAACCGUUACUCACUCAUCUUUGAAUCUCAGUUGUCUUAUCUGCUACAAUAAUAUUUUCUUCGUUCUUUCUG
This is a messenger RNA of Belonocnema kinseyi, 1203 nucleotides long. RefSeq names its product superoxide dismutase [Cu-Zn], chloroplastic-like. The coding region runs from base 320 to 844 and encodes 174 amino acids. Gene Ontology annotation, molecular function: copper ion binding; superoxide dismutase activity. NCBI's taxonomy places the organism in Eukaryota, Metazoa, Arthropoda, Insecta, Hymenoptera, Cynipidae. Gene Ontology annotation, biological process: removal of superoxide radicals. The record is from RefSeq and is a predicted model, not a curated record. The transcript has 4 exons.